AUGGAAAUGUAAUAAAUACGAAAUAUUCGACUGGUUGACCUUCCAACACCGUCGAGUCCAUUUGCCUCUCUCUCUCUCUCUCUCUCUCUGCAGUCGAUCAGCUCUCCAAUGGCGAACAGUAAUCUUCCUCGGCGAAUCAUAAAGGAGACUCAGCGCCUUCUCAGUGAACCAGCUCCAGGAAUUAGUGCUUCGCCUUCGGAAGACAAUAUGCGGUAUUUCAAUGUGAUGAUACUUGGUCCUACACAGUCUCCAUAUGAAGGGGGAGUCUUUAAGCUGGAAUUGUUUUUACCGGAAGAAUAUCCAAUGGCUGCUCCAAAGGUUCGGUUCCUCACCAAAAUAUAUCAUCCCAAUAUCGACAAGCUUGGCAGGAUAUGCCUUGACAUUUUGAAGGACAAAUGGAGCCCUGCACUGCAGAUCAGAACUGUACUUUUGAGUAUUCAAGCUCUUUUGAGUGCUCCAAACCCCGAUGACCCCCUUUCUGAGAACAUUGCUAAACAUUGGAAGACGAAUGAAGCUGAGGCUGUUGAAACUGCCAAGGAGUGGACCCGAUUGUACGCAAGUGGUGCAUGAGACCUUGUGGAGAGCCCUUGCCUGUUUCAAGUAACACUCCAACGAUGUGUACCUUAAUUAACUGUUGAUUGCGAACAGGAAGAUGAAAGAAUCAACGUUUGAACAAUGAAGGUUUAAUAUUUGUCAGUUUCAUAUCAGGAAUCAAUCUUGUUUUACUUUGGUUGUCAUAUUCUUAGAAGCAUUAUCUUCGUCA
Messenger RNA from Punica granatum (pomegranate), 763 nucleotides. The record is from RefSeq and is a predicted model, not a curated record. Lineage: Eukaryota; Viridiplantae; Streptophyta; Magnoliopsida; Myrtales; Lythraceae.